AUGGAGCAAAUUCCCUUUAUUUCAUCCCGAAUUGCAGAACUCGAAUCCAUAAUUAGUGAGAAAAAGCGCAAUGUUGCACGUCUUCAAGCACAACGUAAUGAUCUUAACAAGCAAGUUCGUGAUUUGAAGGAUGAAAUUUUCCAUCUUCAAGAAAAUCCUUCAGAAAUUGCAGAACUCGUUCGUAAAGUCGGCAAAAAUAAAGCACUCACAUCUAAUAACCAUGAAGGUAAAUUUUUGGUUACAGUUGACGAUGAAGUUGAUAUUACAGGAUAUCCAUCAGGCACACGUGUUGCACUUCGUUCAGACACAAUGGUUCUUCACCGUAUCCUUCCUACAAAAGUUGAUCCACUCGUUGCUCUUAUGAAAGUCGAUAAAGUUCCAGAUUCAACCUUCGAAAUGAUUGGUGGCUGCGACCGCCAAAUUAAGAUGAUCAAGGAAGUUAUAGAGCUUCCUAUCAAGCAUCCAGAAAUUUUCGAAUCCCUUGGUAUUCCUCAGCCAAAGGGUGUUCUUCUUUACGGUCCACCAGGCACAGGUAAGACACUUCUUGCACGUGCCGUCGCUCACCAUACAGAUACUACAUUCAUCCGUGUCUCCGGAUCCGAAUUAGUCCAGAAAUAUAUCGGUGAAGGUGCUCGUAUGGUCAGAGAGCUUUUCGUCAUGGCUCGACAGCAUGCACCAUCCAUCAUCUUCAUGGAUGAAAUCGAUUCAAUCGGUUCUGCUCGUGGUGCAGGUGCAAGAUCUGAUACAGAAGUCCAGAGAACAAUGCUCGAGCUUCUCAACCAACUCGAUGGUUUCGAAGCUUCUAAUAACAUUAAAGUUAUCAUGGCUACAAACCGUAUUGACUCUCUCGAUUCGGCUCUUUUGAGACCAGGUCGUAUCGAUAGAAAGAUCGAGUUCCCCAACCCAGGUGAUGCUGGCAGACUUCAGAUUCUCCGCAUUCACAGCCGCAGAAUGAACCUUCAGCGCGGUAUUGAUCUUAAGAAGAUCGCAGCUGACACUAGCGGUGCUUCUGGUGCUGAACUCAAGGCUGUCUGCACUGAGGCUGGUAUGUUCGCCCUUAGAGAAAGAAGAGUCCACGUGACACAGGAAGAUUUCGAAAUGGCUGUCUUCAAGGUAACUAAGAAGGACGAUAAGCGCUCUAUGAGUAUCAAGCAGAUGCUCAAAUAA
Messenger RNA from Trichomonas vaginalis G3, 1167 nucleotides. RefSeq names its product 26S proteasome regulatory subunit family. Lineage: Eukaryota; Parabasalia; Trichomonadida; Trichomonadidae. Gene Ontology annotation, cellular component: proteasome regulatory particle, base subcomplex. Gene Ontology annotation, biological process: proteasome-mediated ubiquitin-dependent protein catabolic process. The record is from RefSeq and is a predicted model, not a curated record. Bases 1 to 1167 code for a protein of 388 amino acids. Gene Ontology annotation, molecular function: ATP binding; ATP hydrolysis activity; proteasome-activating activity. The transcript has a single exon.